Dioszegia hungarica is the source of this 1032-nucleotide messenger RNA. RefSeq lists its product as uncharacterized. The record is from RefSeq and is a predicted model, not a curated record. The transcript has 7 exons. NCBI's taxonomy places the organism in Eukaryota, Fungi, Basidiomycota, Tremellomycetes, Tremellales, Bulleribasidiaceae. The coding region runs from base 1 to 1032 and encodes 343 amino acids.
AUGCAGAGCAUCCUCCACUCCGUCAUCGGUCCCGCCGGCCCAGAAGUCGCAGACCUCAAAGGCAAGACCGCCAUAGUCACCGGCGGUGCCACCGGUAUCGGCUUCGAGGUCGCCAAAGCCUUCUGCCGAUAUGGCUGCCGGGUCAUCAUGGUCAACCGAAAGGAAGAGCAAGGCAACGACGCGAUCGCGGAUAUUAAGAAGGAUAUAGGGGCAGACUCACAGAUCGAGUGGAAGGAGUGCGAUCUGGGGAGUUUGAAGAUGGUCAAGGAGGUGUUCGGUGGGUUUGCGAAGGAUCUCGAGAGGCUUGACUAUUUGAUCCUCUCCUCUGGGAUCAACGUCAACUUCUUCCGUGUUGACGCAGACGGUAUUGACGGUCACUUCGGAGUUAACGCCCUCGGCCACUACUACGCCCUCAACCUCCUCUAUCCUCUCCUCCGCAAAACCUCAAAGCUCCCCGGUACCCCAAAAGGCUCCGUCCGAAUCGUCUUUGAGUCGUCCGAGAUGCAUCGUGCCGCCCCCGGGUCGGAAGACUCCAAGGAGCGCGCCCGGGGCUGCCACUUUGGGUCCGAAGAGGAGAUUACAGAGGGAGGCAAGACGCUCGGCCCGACAGAGCUGUAUGGGCGGACCAAGCUCGCGAUGAUUCUGUAUGGGAAGGCGAUGAGGGAUAAGGUCAUCGAGAAGAAUGGGGAUGAUAUUUACAUCUUGAGCGUCCACCCCGGAGCUGUCAACACCGAGAUGCAGCAGCAAUGGAAGGACGCGUACCCCGGUAUCCUCGGGAAGGUCCUCUCGAACGGUAUGCUCGCGUUCGGCCGGGACGCCGUCCAGGGAUCGUACUCUGCCCUGUACGCUGCGUUGAGUCCCGAGGUGGUCGAGAAGGGUUGGAACGGGGCGUACUUCAGCGACCCGGCUACGCUCGGUGGGGAAUCAGCCCAGGCAUGCGAUACCAACCUCGCCACUGCGCUCUGGGAGCUGUCGGAGCGGAUGGUCAAGCGGAUCGUGGGCGAUGAUGCCCUGGUCAGCUGGUCCAGCUAG